Somion occarium is the source of this 1342-nucleotide messenger RNA. The record is from the annotation of a GenBank genome assembly. Lineage: Eukaryota; Fungi; Basidiomycota; Agaricomycetes; Polyporales; Cerrenaceae.
GUGUUUAUCCUUAACCUUACUCGCUGGUCAUACCUUGAGGCUUCUCCCAUUGUUCUCUCUGGAGAACGGCUCCCGCGCAGCCAGGCUUCUAUAUCUUGCAGGAUGGCACGCAGCAAUUUCAGCCCCUCCCCUUCUCCUGGAUACUCUUCUCACUUGUCAGACCGUUCGUACGAUUCUUCCUCAGACAUGACAGCCCGACCAGAAAGUCCAAGUCAAUAUGUUGGACCUUCUGUAUCUCGCCCUGGCUCUCCUUCCCACGCAGAUGUCCAGAUGCAAGAUGAGGCUUUCGACGAUGAUACUAUGAGCUGCCAAUGGGAGGAAUGUGGGAAGGUAUUCAACCACUUGCCCACCUUGAUCGACCAUAUCCACAACGAUCAUAUCGGUGUUCACAAAUCAAAUUAUACUUGUGAAUGGAAGACUUGUCCUCGUCGUGGUAUCGCUCAAACGUCCCGCUUUGCCCUUAUAUCACACAUACGUUCACAUACCGGCGAGAAGCCUUUCAUAUGUCCAAGACCAGAAUGCGACAAGUCUUUCACCCGGUCAGAUGCUCUAGCCAAGCAUAUGCGUGUGCAGCAUAACAUCAUUCCGCCUCUUCCUGGUCGAGGAGGGAACCGCAAACGAAAACGUGAAGAGCCGGAUCUGCCCCAGGCACAUAGCGCCGAAGGAUAUGCGACCUUCAGAGUAGACCAUCAUGGAUACCCCGAACCACAUGGCGAAUACGACGAUGGACGAAUGUCGCCCUUCGAAGGCAAUGGCGUCCCGCAUUUUGCUAAUGGUGUUUUGGGACAACGGCCUGUCAGUCCGGACUUGAGUGAAGAUUCAGAAGACGAGGACAGUAUCCCACCACAUUUGUGGUCGCUCAGGGAUCCAGAGACUGGGUUGAUUAUGGGGAGAACACCAGCUAUGGUGAAGUAUCUUUUGAUGAAGGCCAAGUAUAACUAUGCAAUGGAUGAGCAUACGAGCCUAAUAUCUGAACUCCGCAUCCUUCGAGGUGAGGAGAAAGCAUGGAGACAACGAAAAGAUGCACUGUUGGACGAAGUCCUCAGGGUACUGUUUGGGUCGGAGGCGGAGGAAUUGACUAUGCCCCCUGAGCUUAUUGCAGAGACAGCUCGUUUUCAUCCACAGGAUGUUGAACCUGAACGCGAAGACAUUCCGCGAUAGUUCAAAUUCCCAUCUUUUAUUUAUUGCGUCACCACUUAUCCUUUCUGACGCUGUUGUAUUCGUAUUAGCUGUGUCUGGAUUUGCUGUACUUCAUGUUAUUCUUUCUACUGCCCCCAAACCUGUAGGCUUUUCUCGAUUGUAAGGUCCCUAUCAGCCCAAUUACGACAAUUCAAAUCAUCCC